UAAAAUCCUCCGAUCAGAAACGCAAAAAUUGGACGAUUCUGAAGAGAAGGGAGAAAAAUGCACCUAGUUAAAAUCAAUUUCUCUUUCUCCAGAAAAUACCAGUAUGAAAAGACGAGAAAACAAAACCAAAGCAUACAAACUGCUGUCAAAUAAUUCAACGUUGUGUGACGAUCACUGUGCCUCGCGUAAAAUCCUCCGAUCAGAAACGCAAAAAUUGGACGAUUCUGAAGAGAAGGGAGAAAAAUGCACCUAGUUAAAAUCAAUUUCUCUUUCUCCAGAAAAUACCAGUAUGAAAAGACGAGAAAACAAAACCAAAGCAUACAAACUGCUGUCAAAUAAUUCAACGUUGUGUGACGAUCACUGUGCCUCGCGUAAAAUCCUCCGAUCAGAAACGCAAAAAUUGGACGAUUCUGAAGAGAAGGGAGAAAAAUGCACCUAGUUAAAAUCAAUUUCUCUUUCUCCAGAAAAUACCAGUAUGAAAAGACGAGAAAACAAAACCAAAGCAUACAAACUGCUGUCAAAUAAUUCAACGUUGUGUGACGAUCACUGUGCCUCGCGUAAAAUCCUCCGAUCAGAAACGCAAAAAUUGGACGAUUCUGAAGAGAAGGGAGAAGAAUGCACCUUGUUAAAAUCAAUUUCUCUUUCUCCAGAAAAUACCAGUAUGAAAAGACGAGAAAACAAAACAAAAGCGUAGAAACUGACAUGAAAUAAUCGAACGCUUGCCCGACAAUCACUAUUCCAAAUUUCUCACCUAUAGUCCUCCGAUCAUGCACGCAGAAGCUGUACAAUUCGCAUGAUCGAUAAAAUGGUCCAUCCAUUCCCGUACUCGCAUCCACGAGGAGCAGAAGCGUCCCAUGGCCCGUGACAGCGACGCGAUGGCGACCGGUUUGGGGCGGUCUCACCCCCUGUUUCUCGCGAUACCAUUGGAGAACCAAGGGGAUGCUGCACGAGAGAGACGAAUGAACAGAGACCGAACGAUGAACAACGAAGGGAUGUUUUCAGGGGCGUGGUUUCAGCAACAUCGAGAUGAUCCUUGAAAUUGUUCCUCGGGGUGCAUCCUGUCCACGCGACAGCCAGAAAUCUUAUCAGAGACAUCGUCUAUCUCGUCGAGUAAUCGUGUUUGACUGAUUCACAGGGUGAAAGGUAUUUUUGUGCUUGGAUGCUUUUAUGAGAAAAAAAGUUUGAAAGAUAUAAAGCAUCGAAUACAGUGGCGUGAUAUGUUUUUGAAGUAUGUAAAGAAAUUGAUAAUCUGUGAGUGACGGUGGUCAGUUGAAGUCUCAAGUAAUACAGGUAGGGAAAACAGUAAUUUUUCUACGUUAAUUAUCGGCGAAGGAAAAAUGAAUUAUUUAAAAAAAUUGGAAGACUUAUCGAAGACGGGAAUAGAAACUGUGCAGUGAUCGUUUGGUUUAAAGCAUGAAAAUGGAUGCUUCACUGGCAAUAUCCGUUCUCAAUAAUUCGAGCCUUUAUCCGCGAAGAAAUUGAAUGUUAAUUUAUUAAGGAGAAGGAAGAGGAAAGGAAAAUUAUCUUUCUUCUGGCAAAUUCCUAUUGAUCGAAGGCAAAAUGGCGAAUGGCGGUCACGGUGUGGUUGUAAACGGGGUUGGUGCACCUGGUGCUGGCACCCUUUCGAGGGAAGAAAGGCGUCGACGCAGAAGAGCAACGCAAAAAUAUCGAACUGCACACGCCACGAGGGAAAGGGUUCGAGUAGAAGCUUUCAAUUUAGCCUUCGCAGAGCUUAGGAAGCUUCUGCCAACUUUGCCACCGGACAAGAAACUCUCGAAGAUCGAGAUCCUACGACUGGCCAUCUGCUAUAUCGCCUACUUGAAUCACGUCCUCGAGGCUUGAAUCGACCAGGAGUCACUCUAUUUUUGCAAAAACCUAAUCCUGUGUCAUCCGGCAUGACACUUCGAUCACGGCAGAAGAAAGUAUAAACCUUGCCAGUUUUAAUAUUUUAUUAAUAUACAUAUACGUAACUCGAUCUUUUGUAGAUAAUCGAAUUGAUAGGAACUUGUAAUAAUUAACCUUAUUAAUGCGAUAUUUAUGCUGCAAAUGUAUAUUAAAUUAAUACGAAUCGCUUUAUCGCUCUUCUUAAAUACCAUGAAAAGAUUGCGAUUAAGGAACACUCUCAUAGAAACUGUGUUUAUCCUAAAAUAUUUUAUACGUUUCGAAUAUUCCAAUCUCAUUUCUUAAUUUCCCAGGUAAAAUAAAAAUAACCAGACAUUUCUGUUAAUAAGACUUUGCUAAAUGAUAUUAAUAUUUUGUUGACUGGCUGUUUUAUAGAAAAUCUAACAACUUAAUUUUAUGCAUGAAAACACGACGAGUUUACUCGUGACUGAUCAACAAUGCGUUAAAAGGCGAUCAUCUCGUUUAUAGAACUAAUUUCUUGUAAAGAAGAACCUGUUCCAUGAUAAUUCCUAUCAUUGUCAUUGUACUUCAAUCGUUUCAAGCGUCGCAUACUCGAAGGAUAUUCAAGUGCAACUAUUCGAAAUUGCCCGGAAGAAUGCCCGAAACUCUUAAAUCAAUCUCGUUUCGUGAAUUAACCCGAUUCCCGAGGGAUCUUCACGCCCCACGAGUCCACGUAUCCUAAAUUCUCCGUUCUGUUCGUAUAGUCGUACAAUCGAACUCACCGAACCUCCCUAUUUACCGACCAUCAUCGAACGAAACAGACUUUUCCACUGUAACGCAACGAGACGAGCUGUAACUUCACGGCUCGUCGAUUUCACUUCUCGUUUCUAUCUUUUUUUUUUUCUGCAAUCUAUUUCCACGAGAUUCGACGUGAGAAUAAUAGAAGUGGAAUUUUUAUGGAGUUUAGCUUGGUCAAAGUGCAUUAUGAUAAUGAAUAGCACUCGAUUUUCUUUGCAAGGGAAGGACCUCUCACAAGGUACAAUCUUAACUUUCUGUUUUCGUAUAUUAGUAUAUUAUUAUAUUAGUAUAUCCUUGGUUACUGUGUUGAUCGUUAAGAGAAUAAUUAAAUAAGAAUAAUAAGUAAUCAGGUGAGGCAACGAAGGUGAUAAAAUAAAACGACCGUAAAAAGACGUUGAACCUCAGAGUUUGAUACGAACACGUAUCGAUUUUCUCGUGAGGAAUGAGAUAAAAAUAAGAAAUAUCCCAUUAUCCAUUGUGGUUGUCUUUUACUUGUGUUAGUCUUAAACAAAGCUCCACACAUUUCAUUUUUACUUUCUUACGAGUCUCAUGUGAAAAAGUUUCUUUAACUCGGCGCUUUCGCCACGGCAUCCUCGGAACUGAGAACGUUUUUGAUACACAAGUUGAAACAAUUUCUGUUAGUAAGAAAAAAAUAUACGCGUAAGUAUUCCAGUACUUCAUACAGAU
This is a messenger RNA of Bombus impatiens (common eastern bumble bee), 3327 nucleotides long. Its product is annotated as helix-loop-helix protein 1. Lineage: Eukaryota; Metazoa; Arthropoda; Insecta; Hymenoptera; Apidae. The coding region runs from base 1561 to 1842 and encodes 93 amino acids. The record is from RefSeq and is a predicted model, not a curated record. The transcript has 4 exons. Gene Ontology annotation, biological process: regulation of transcription by RNA polymerase II. Gene Ontology annotation, molecular function: protein dimerization activity; RNA polymerase II cis-regulatory region sequence-specific DNA binding; DNA-binding transcription factor activity, RNA polymerase II-specific.